UGGUGCUGAGAGUUUUCUGGGUGAGCACCGGCGGAGGGAGCCCCAUCUAGAAUGGCCAGUGUGUGACCAAUGAGCACCUCAGAGGGACAAGACAGUCAUUUCCUCCCAGCUGCCUGCAUCUCUUCUUGAGGCUUUAAAAAGCACAGCCCAGGCAACAGGAGGGACCUUCAGGCAGCCGUCGUUGGUCACCAUACAACACGGAAGGAGCCAGGACAUGGACCCCAUGAACAAGAACACCACUGAGCACAACUAUGACUACUCUUCUUGGACCAUAGACCUCAAUGAGCCUGUGGAUGGCCCUGUGAAACAGCAGUUGCAUUCUGGGGAUAUUGUAGGCCUGAUCAUCUACUCGGCUGUGUUCCUGGUGGGAGUUCCUGGGAAUACCCUGGUGGUGUGGGUGACAGCAUUCGAAGCCAAACGUACCAUCAAUGCCAUCUGGUUUCUGAAUCUGGCGGUGGCCGACCUCCUGUCAUGCUUGGCCCUGCCUGUCCUGUUCAUUGCCGUUAUAAAGUACGGGGAAUGGCCCUUUAGCCCCCAGGCCUGCUCAAUCCUGCCCUCACUCAUUCUGCUCAACAUGUACGCCAGUAUCCUGCUGUUGGCCACCAUUAGUGCCGAUCGUUUCCUGUUGGUCUUCAACCCCAUCUGGUGUCAGAAGGUCCGAGGGCCCGGCCUGGCGUGGAUGGCCUGUGGAGUGGCCUGGGUCUUAGCUCUGCUCCUCACCAUCCCAUCCUUCAUAUUCCGUCAGGUGAGCAAAGACCCCUUCUCAACCAAGUUGGUAUGUGGUGUCAACUACGGUAAGAAUGGCUUCCGCAAGGAGAGGGCUGUGGCCCUGCUGCGGUUGCUCAUGGGUUUCGUGUUGCCUCUGCUCACACUCAGUAUCUGCUACACGUUCCUUCUUCUACGGACCUGGAGUCGCAGGGCCACACGCUCCACCAAGACGCUCAAGGUUGUGGUGGCCGUGGUUACCUGUUUCUUUGUCUUCUGGCUGCCCUACCAAGUAACAGGGAUCAUGAUAGCUUGGCUGCACCCGUCCUCACUCACCUUCGUGAAGGUGCAGAAGCUGAACGCCCUGUGCGUGUCCCUGGCCUACGUCAACUGCUGCGUCAACCCUAUCAUCUACGUUGUGGCUGGGCAGGGCUUCCAAGGGCGGCUUCGCAGGUCACUUCCCAGCAUCAUCCGCAACGCGCUCUCGGAGGACUCCAUAGCCCGGGACAGCAAGUCUUUCACCUGGUCCACGAUGGAUACCUCAACCCAGAAGAAUCAGGCAGUGUAGAGCAGUUGCUGCCACUACCCCUCUGCUCCUUCUCUAGUCCUCCUCUCUCUCGUUUCCUCCUCCUUUUUAUCUUCUGCUUCCUUCUCUUUUUCCUUUUCCUCCUCCCCCUUGCUCUUCCCCUUCUCCAUUUUAUGAGACUCUCUCUAAGUUGCCCUGGCUAGCCUUGAACUCAGGAUCCUCCUGGAUGCUGGGAUUAUAAGCAUAAAUUCCUUUAAAGAAAAAUUUCACACUGACUAAGGUAUUACUUGGUUUUCAUUUUUUUUCC
Molecule: messenger RNA, 1538 nt
Organism: Arvicola amphibius (Eurasian water vole)
Lineage: Eukaryota; Metazoa; Chordata; Mammalia; Rodentia; Cricetidae
Gene: C5ar1
Product: complement C5a receptor 1
Exons: 2
Coding region: 215-1273 (352 amino acids)
Biological process (GO): complement receptor mediated signaling pathway; positive regulation of cytosolic calcium ion concentration; inflammatory response
Cellular component (GO): plasma membrane
Molecular function (GO): G protein-coupled receptor activity; complement component C5a receptor activity
Source: RefSeq, a predicted model, not a curated record